Molecule: messenger RNA, 1381 nt
Organism: Pocillopora damicornis (cauliflower coral)
Lineage: Eukaryota; Metazoa; Cnidaria; Anthozoa; Scleractinia; Pocilloporidae
Product: tubulin polyglutamylase complex subunit 1
Biological process (GO): protein polyglutamylation
Molecular function (GO): microtubule binding
Source: RefSeq, a predicted model, not a curated record
ACUAAAAUGGCGGAUAAAAAGCCUUCCAAAACAAAUUUGUUUGAUGAUCGAGAUUCUAAACCAGAGAAAACGGAGAGUCCUCUUGACUUUCUCUCGCGCACUGGUAUUACAAGUGACAUCAAAGAUGCAAUAACUCUUAUCAUUGAAAACAGGCCUGAGGAUCCAAUCGCUUUUAUGGCUGAGUUUUUUGACAGCCGCGCGAUCACAACCACGGCACUUGUGAAGGCCCAUCAAAAACUGCUGCUAGCACAUCAUUCAAGACCAUCUUUCCAAAUCAACCUGGCAGCAGCCUAUAACAUCUUGAAACAACAGAAAAAUAGUAAUGGUCUACGAGGACUUACUGGAAAAAUAUACAAUGAUUUAUUGACUCUGUUAUGCAAAGACUUGACCGGGGCAGAAUCUGAACCUCUCCAAAAGCGAAUCAUGUGCUUUAGCCAUGAGGUGAUUCGCUUUCCAGUUUUUAAACUUGGAGUUUUAUCCACAUUUAUAUAUCAAGACUUUUUGAAACAAGCGGAAUCACUGUACAGUGAGUUGGACUUAACAGGAAGAGGCAAAGCUGAUAAAAAUCUCUGUGAAGCAAUUUUAAAUGAACUACGACAGGCAGUUGUCAAGACAACAGCUGAUCCCAUCAGUAUCAUUCACACUGGCUCCAUGUUGAGUUCUCAACGACUCAAUAAAGUAAUGGCUGAGGCAUUACUGAAGAGUGGAGCAACCAGUCAGUUAAUGGGCGCUGAUGAAUUCAUUGUAAGCGCAGCAGAAAUCCUGCUUGAACAGAUACCAGACUUAAGAUGACCCUGGUGACACUGUGGGGAAUUACAACAAAAGAUACACCCUUAAUCAGGCAAAGUGGCACAGGACAACCACUCUACAUCAGUGGAUGAACUUCCAGGUGAUAAGAUUAUUGCCACAGGCUAAACCUAAGCUCACGAUGUUUAUCAAAGAGUUUGCUAAGUGACGGAUCCUCAACACACCAUGGUCAUCGCACUAAUGCUACUUGCUCAUAAACUGUUCAUUCAAGAAAAUAUUUGCCACCCCUAUCGCAGCAUUUCAAUCAUCAUUUCGCAGUCAAUGUGUGUUUUUCCAACAUCCUGAUUUGUCACGUUAGGGUUUUGAUAGUCUCAAACAGGAAACAAGACUCUCUUGGAAAGUAAAGGAAAGAAUUCUCUGCCUUUGAUUGUUAUUAUACAACAGUACAAACUGUCAAGAUGAUAGAUUGACAUUUUAAAAUGUUUGUUUAGUUACAUGUAAAACCCACUUCUAACUUUCCAUUGUACCCAGGGUAAUUCUAAAGAGUGACCAGCAUCUAAUUUCUCCUUUCAGUGAUACUGUUGAAUCAUUUAUUGAGGUUAUGAGAAGAAAGGAAAUGAUAUUCAACCUACAA